AUGGUGCGCUUCAAGACUCGCUGGCUGCUGCUUUCCAUCGACGACAAGCCGCUAGCCUGCACUUCACCCUUUGGCUCGAUGAUCGACAAGCCGGAUAGUGAAUCCACAUCCAGCUCGACGGCUGCGCUCUAUUCGGCCGCACGACAACCGGCGUCGGCGCUUGGGCCUUCUCUUACGCCCCAACUUAUCACACGGCUGCUACGUGCCUCGCUGGUGUACAACUUUGGCGAUGUUGCUUCGGGUGCGUUUGGCGGCGUGCUGACGUGCAAGUACUACAGCCCUCACACGGGGACCGCCAUCGUACGCUGUUCGCGCGACGCAGCCAGGCUCGUGUGGGCAUCUGCAACGCUGCUUUCCAGCCCGAUCGAAGCCGAAGUGGGAACGAGCACCGACAAACUGCCAAGUCUUAGGAUGAGGGUGGUGCAUUGCGGAGGUACGAUCAAAAAGGUGCAGAACAAGGCGAUCGAGCUCGACACCAAACUCAUCCUGCGGCUUCGUGCCAGGCAGAAGAAGCUCGCUACCAACGCUGCCAACGGACAGAAGAAGCAAGAUGUGAAAACAACCGUUGUGCAAGAGGUACAGCCGCAAGUAGUCAAACUCGCACCCGUGCUCGGCGACGACGAGGACCUCGGAGAAGCUCUCGAUGCCAACGCUGCCGAACCUCCGACGACAAAGUUAGAGUUGCCCGUCCACCCUACUGCCCCGGCAAAAGCGAAUCAGGACUCCAAAAGCGAUGCCGAAACACAAGCGUUGAUUGCGCGCUCGCGAAAGGAGAUUAACUCCAUCUCUCACUAG
Molecule: messenger RNA, 795 nt
Organism: Moesziomyces aphidis
Lineage: Eukaryota; Fungi; Basidiomycota; Ustilaginomycetes; Ustilaginales; Ustilaginaceae
Source: the annotation of a GenBank genome assembly